This is a messenger RNA of Aspergillus terreus NIH2624, 1134 nucleotides long. RefSeq lists its product as uncharacterized. Gene Ontology annotation, molecular function: phosphoric diester hydrolase activity. Gene Ontology annotation, biological process: lipid metabolic process. Lineage: Eukaryota; Fungi; Ascomycota; Eurotiomycetes; Eurotiales; Aspergillaceae. The coding region runs from base 1 to 1134 and encodes 377 amino acids. The transcript has 3 exons. The record is from RefSeq and is a predicted model, not a curated record.
AUGCUAGGACUAGGCGUCUUAGCUCUGCUGCCCUUCGCCGCGGCGAAAGUCCUCCCCCGUCAGACUGCAUGCAACAACUCGCCGGAUCUGUGCUCCAAAUCUUACGGAGAAAUCACUCAUCUGGGAGCGCAUGACAGCCCGUUCGUGCGAGAUGCCUCCACCGACUUUUCGACCUCGGGGAACCAAUACUAUAACACCACCCUGCAACUAGACGCUGGCGUUCGCAUGGUGACAGCUCAGGUCCAUAAGAAAGAUUCAGAAUGGCAUCUGUGCCAUUCGAGUUGUUCCCUUAUGGAUGCGGGGAAGUUGAGCACCUGGCUGUCAGAGAUCAAGAGCUGGCUGGAUUCGAAUUCAAAUGAUGUUGUUACUGUUCUUCUGGUCAACUCCGACGACGCAUCGGCUUCCGAACUCCAUUCGGAAUUCACAACCGCCAACAUCACCGACUACGCCUACAAACCCACGUCGCAAACCUCUGCGCCGAGCUCCUGGCCGACGCUACAAGAGUUGAUCAAUGAUGGUACUCGUUUGGUCACGUUUGUGGCGUCGCUGAGUUCCUCCAGCAACACGGUCGCUCCAUACCUGAUGGACGAGUUCACGUUCGUGUGGGAGAACCCGUAUGACGUGACAUCUGCCUCGAACUUUUCGUGCCUUCCCGACCGCCCGUCUAGCGUCAAGGGCGAUCUCAGUUCCGCGCUGGCCUCCAACAAGUUGCCGCUCAUGAACCAUUUCCUCUACCAGACGAGCAUCCUUGACAUCCAGUACCCGAAUGCCAGCUACGUCUCGACGACGAACGCACCCUCCGGCGGCACCGGAAACCUCGGCGAUACUGCGUCCACAUGCAAAAAGAAGUAUGGACGUCAGCCCACCUUCAUACUCGUGGACUUCUUCGACAAGGGCCCGGCCAUCGACACGGUGGACAGCCUCAACAACGUCACCUCAGCCACCGGUCGUCUCAAGUUGUCGUCCUCCACGUCCUCCACGCAGACCAGCUCUGCGUCGACCUACUCCAAUGUGUUCAAGGGUCUGGUUGAGCUUGUCCAGCAAGCCCAAGAAGGCGCGAAGCCCAGCAUGGGCGAGUGGAUCUGGGCUGGCGGCGAUUGGGGGAAUGUGCUUGGGGGCGGUAUCGGACUGUGA